CUGAAAAAUAAGGUAAAAGGCACUAAAGGCUUAAUCUCUUUCUCUCUCUCUCUUCUCUCCCUUACUGUUACUGUCGUCUCUCUGUCUCUCCAUUAAUCUCCACUGCUCCCAAAAAUUCAUUCAUCUCUCUCUCUCUCUCUCUUACAUUGGUCAGAUUCUCUCGCUCGUCUUCAUCCUUAAGCUAGUAAAUAAGCAAUCUGUGUUCUUUCCCUCUUUCUCCUUCUUCCUCCAGUAAGACAGAUCUGAUUCAAAUUGAGGAUCCAAACAGAGAAUGCCGGAAUUAGCCAAUUAGGGUUUUUUAAAUAUUGGGUCUUUGAGAAAGACGAAAAUGGAAGCGAGGAUGAAGAAAUACAGAGAAGAAGUGAGUCCAGAGAGAGCAAAAGUCUGGACAGAGAAAUCACCAAAGUAUCAUCAGAAGAUUAAGAAAGUCCAAAUUGUUUAUUACCUCUCCAAGAAUCGUCAACUCGAGCAUCCUCAUUUCAUGGAAGUCUUGGUUUCUUCUCCAAACGGUUUAUACCUUAGAGAUGUUAUAGAGAGGCUUAAUGUUCUUAGAGGUAGAGGCAUGGCUUCAAUGUAUUCUUGGUCUAGUAAAAGAAGCUAUAGGAAUGGUUUUGUUUGGCAUGAUUUAUCUGAAGAUGACUUAAUUCUACCGGCUCAUGGGAAUGAGUAUGUUCUUAAAGGUUCUGAGCUCUUUGAUGAAGAUCAUUUUAGUCCAAUUGCGAAUUCAGCGACACAAAACAUGAAGCAGAUAGUUGUGGAGCCACCAUCAUCAAGAAGCAUGGAUGAUUCGUCGUCUUCUUCGAGUAUGAACAAUGGGAAAGAGACUAAUAAGCAUUCUCAAGAAGACGACGAGCUUUCUCCUCCAGCUCUUCGCUCUGUUUCUUCCUCUGGUGUAUCUCCUGAUUCAAGAGACGCCAAGAACUCAUCUUCUUGGUGUUUAGCUGAGUACAAAGUGUAUAACCGCGAGGGACUCGCUGAUGCCUCUACGCAAACCGAUGAAACUGUUACCGGUUGUUCCAAAACACCUGUAGAGACCUUUAGCAGAGGUGUUUCAACUGAUGACGACGGCUCAUCAGAGCCCGAAUCAAGCGAAAACAAUGCUUCUUGCUCUGCGGGGAAGGAGAGGGAGAGCGAGAGCGCUGAGAUAUCAAGAAACUCUGUAUCUCCGCCGUUUUCAAACAGCGCCUCUUCGCUUGGAGCAAAGACAGAUACUUUGGAGUCUCUUAUAAGAGCUGAUGUCAGCAAGAUGAAUAGUUUUAGGAUUCUGGAGCAAGAAGAUGUUCGAAUGCCUGCUAAUCCGAGGCUUAGGGCCUCGAAUAUGCUGAUGCAGCUGAUAUCUUGUGGCUCAAUAUCAGUGAAAGAUAACAGUUUCGGCCUUGUACCGACCUACAAACCGAAAUUCGGACACUCCAAGUUUCCAUCUCCGUUUUUCUCCUCGUCAUUUAUGUUGGGAGAUCUUGACCGUUUGUCUGAAACUCCGAGUGUAAUGAGCUUGAGGUUGGAGGAGAAAGAGUAUUUCAGUGGGAGCCUGGUCGAGACAAAGCUACAGAAGAAGGAUGCUGCUGAUGGUAAUGCUUCUCUUAAGCGUUCUUCGUCUUACAAUGGUGACAGGGCAUCGAACCAAAUGGGUAUACCAGAGACCGUUGAUUCAAAACCUGGUGGUUCGAAACACAUCCCACGCACGAGAAAGACUUCUUGUACAAUAAGCAAGAAACAACCACGUAGCGAGUCCACGAGAUCUCCUGUCUCAGACUCAUCAAAAGUUACUGAAACACCUGAUGUGUGCAGUAAAAGAAUAACAGAAUCUUUGAGGAAACCGGAUUCUUUCAGAGAAGACGAAGAGAAGGUGAUCAAGAUCGAUGAAAGGCUUGCUUCAGGAGCUCGGGUUAUAAUCGAAUCAAAAGUGCCUUCAAGCUGUUCAUGAGGAGCUCUAAUCAAGUUUCUUAUGGCGGGUUUUUGAAAAAAAAAUUGAAAUGGAAAAAGAACCUUUAUUGUAUGUUUUUGUGGCAGGCUACUUUUCUCCAUUUGAAUUUGUAAAUCUGGAAAGGUGGUAUGAGAAAAGGAGAAGAAUACAAAAGUUUCAUCAAAAGCCUAAAAAGAGAGCACUUAAAUGUUGGUUAUUGGGCAGUGUAAAGAUGUAAGUAAAAUUUUGAGAAAGAAAUUUGGAAGCAAAAGGGUAUUAAAUGUUUUGAUGUGAUGUGAGAUGAGAAAAUUGGACCACUGUUAGUGAUUGAUAUGGUCAAUUAUUAGAUUUGGUUUUAUUAGUAGUUCCAGUAGGGGUGGGCAUGGAUCGGUUAUCUAGAAAUUUUUAAGUAUUUGUGGUUUGCUCCGUUUUUAAUGGAUAUUUAAUUUUAUGAUUUG
Thlaspi arvense is the source of this 2361-nucleotide messenger RNA. Lineage: Eukaryota; Viridiplantae; Streptophyta; Magnoliopsida; Brassicales; Brassicaceae. The record is from the annotation of a GenBank genome assembly.